Daldinia decipiens is the source of this 1200-nucleotide messenger RNA. RefSeq names its product ribosomal protein L16. Lineage: Eukaryota; Fungi; Ascomycota; Sordariomycetes; Xylariales; Hypoxylaceae. The transcript has 3 exons. Gene Ontology annotation, molecular function: rRNA binding; structural constituent of ribosome. Gene Ontology annotation, cellular component: mitochondrial large ribosomal subunit; ribosome. The record is from RefSeq and is a predicted model, not a curated record. Gene Ontology annotation, biological process: mitochondrial translation. Bases 215 to 958 code for a protein of 247 amino acids.
UGCGUAAUUGUAUUAUACAAUCUUCAAGGUUACUUGCAUAUGUAUCACUCAAAUGCGCUAAUGUACCUAAAGUAGAAUAUACAUACCCCACUAGCGGCUGAUGAUCCGCGAUUGGAUCUUCAAAUUUGGCCGCUUUUGACUUCAAUGGUCAAAAUUCGAGGUGCGAGGCGAUGACGGGAGCUUUCGACAAUUGAGUCUCCAUACCCUCGCAAUCAUGCAUUCCAAGGCGCCGUCAUGCCUUGUCGGCGCUUUUCGGUCACUUACGAUAAACCAUUCUCCAACUACACGCCCAUUGAUCAGAUCCAGCACCUCGAUUGUACCUCGAAAAAUUCAAUGUUCCCGAAAUGUCCGUCUCUUUUCGGCAACUGCGUCAGUGGGCGGCAACUGGCUAGAGCCCAAUAUAAAUCGCAAGACGAAGAUGAUGAAGGGACGAGCAAGGGUCGCAACCGGCGGCUCUGUUAAGGGAACAACGGUGAUGUGGGGAGAUUACGGAUUACGGAUGAUUGAUCACCAUCGAAGGAUCAGCGCUCAAAACCUCAAGAUUGCGGAGGAUACUAUCAAGCAGCGACUACGUGGUCAGAAGUACCGACUAUAUAAGAGAGUGUGCUGCAACAUUGGCGUGUUCGUUAGCGGCAACGAGAUACGUAUGGGUAAAGGAAAGGGUUCAUUCGAUCACUGGGCGGCAAGGGUAGCAGUGAAUCAGAUCGUCUUAGAACUAAGAGGGAUGGUCCACGAGCAAGUUGUGCGCGACGCCUUUCGGUUAGCUGGUAACAAGCUACCUGGGCAAUGGGAGUUUGUGAAGAAGGGUGAACCGCCAGUGGUUGGUAUUACCAAGCUAGAUGGAAUUACAUUGGAAGAUUUAAAGAGACCAAGACGAAAGAUCCCAGCCGCGUCGAUAAAACCCGCUCCGCCUACGCCAGGCUCAGAAGGUCCACGGACACCCCUAGAUCUCCCCUAAUUAUGAGAUCUUAUAUGUAUAACUAAGCUUUAAGAUACAAUCAAGUCACUUUCGACGUAGUAGUUAUGUCAAAGUUAUAUGUAGAUUACGGGAGGGAAGAAAAGGUUACAUAGGUAGGUAUCUACACUUAUCGUGUAAGUACAUAGUAUGCAAGUGGCACUUGCCGUGAGGUGUACCAAUAUCUACCUAGGUACCCUUAGGUAUAUACAAUGAAGAAGUUGCGACACAAAUUAUAGUAGGCC